This is a messenger RNA of Branchiostoma floridae (Florida lancelet), 1582 nucleotides long. Its product is annotated as bis(5'-adenosyl)-triphosphatase-like. Gene Ontology annotation, cellular component: cytoplasm; nucleus; plasma membrane. Gene Ontology annotation, biological process: intrinsic apoptotic signaling pathway by p53 class mediator; diadenosine triphosphate catabolic process; purine nucleotide metabolic process. Gene Ontology annotation, molecular function: ubiquitin protein ligase binding; bis(5'-adenosyl)-triphosphatase activity. The transcript is spliced from 5 exons. The coding region runs from base 86 to 610 and encodes 174 amino acids. The record is from RefSeq and is a predicted model, not a curated record. NCBI's taxonomy places the organism in Eukaryota, Metazoa, Chordata, Leptocardii, Amphioxiformes, Branchiostomatidae.
UAUUGGUCAUUUUAUCGUUUGAAGAUGAACACUAUUCAAUAUAGUAUACCUUCUCUUCCUACGCAGAUCGAGCCAUCUUGUGGAAAUGGCAGGACCAUCAUUUAGAUUUGGACAGCACGUUCUCCAAUCAUCGUGUGUUUUCUUUAAAUCCAGGCUCAGUAUUGGGUUUGUCAACAGGAAGCCUGUUGUUCCUGGUCACGUCCUGGUGUCCCCACUGAGAGUGGUGGAGAGAUUUGGAGAGCUGUCAUCAGAGGAGGUGGCUGAUCUUUUCAUGGCCACACAGACAAUCUCAGGGGUGGUAGAAAAACACUUUCAGAGCACUUCACUCACCAUUGCCAUACAGGACGGACCUGAAGCAGGGCAAACAGUAAAGCAUGUCCAUGUACACAUACUUCCCAGGAAAAGUGGCGACUUUCCACAAAAUGAUGAGGUGUAUGAGGCGACAAACACGACAAGGAAAUGGGUGAAGAUGGAAAGUGGAGAACUGAAGAAGAAAUGGCAGAGGAGGCUUCAGUCUUGGCUAGGUACUUCAACUGUCAGGUGGACUCUUGUUAACAUUUACUCCUAUUUGUUCAAGUUGUGUUUAACUGAAUGUCAGUUUUCUAUAUGACUACUGGGUAUGUGACAAUAUCUCAUCUGAACCCACCUACAUGUAUGAGAUAUUCUCCAGGGGGUACAUGUAUGUUCUUAUUGUUCUUGAAAAUAUUAAUGGUGAUAUCAUACACUUCUCAUUGUGUAACACUAGUGAUGAUGUUGUUUGUCCGUCAAGUCGACGAGGACCGCUUUAUGUCAUCAGUGUUAGUUAUGAUAAAGUAACACACAUUAACACAGAAGCAUCUGUUGUGACUAAUACAUGUACACCAUCACUGUGAUUGUCAAGAAAACGUCCCGACUGUCUGUCACAGUUCAACCAAUGAGAGAAUAACAGCCAUUCAGCCAGUUAGAGAGUGGCUGCAUGUCUGGUUUUUAUUUUGCAUUUCUACAUGUGUAUAUAAAAUGUAUUGAUGGAGAUGGUCUAAGCUAUGGGAACGUCCUAUUUAUAUAUGUGAGUCAGUAAAAGGCAUGUGUAAAUCAACUUGUAUUGACUUAAAUGAUAAAGGUAGUGAUAUCACUAAGAUCACUAAUUACUUGCCUUGUGACUUGCAUUUUCUGGAAGGAAAUAUAUGCUAUAGUGCAAAAGAUGCUGUAGUGUCCCAUGCUUGGGAAUUGUAUCAGUAAAAUGUAGGCAAUAUCUUCUAUAUUGGAGAUGCUCAAUUUUUGUAAAACCAGAAGUUAAAUCUGAAUUUGACAUUGACCUCUUUAUUAUUAGAUUAUACACAUGGUUUGUGGACAUUGGGAAUAACAGUAGCUUCCUCUAGCUGUAUAAAUGAUCUACAUUGUUGUGAAGCAAUGUAAAUCUAAAGAAGUUUAGCGUUUGAAAAUGAAUGAAUUUAAGAUUUUUACAGGCUGAUUUUGCCUUAUUCGCCUGGACCUCUGUCGGGGCUUGUUGAUUUAUCGAAUAAUACAGUCAUAUCCAUGUAAUAAACUGCUGUUGCACUGUUGUAAGUGUUGGUUAAUAAAUGUAGAAUUACAGUUUUUUUCA